Molecule: messenger RNA, 2157 nt
Organism: Medicago truncatula (barrel medic)
Lineage: Eukaryota; Viridiplantae; Streptophyta; Magnoliopsida; Fabales; Fabaceae
Product: probable amidase At4g34880
Exons: 7
Coding region: 249-1892 (547 amino acids)
Source: RefSeq, a predicted model, not a curated record
CAAAUGGAACAAUGUACGAGGGCGAUUGGGUUGAUGGACAAAUGAUAGGGAAUGGAUUGAUGAUACCAGGCUUUCUAUGUACCUUUUUGAAGACUAUCAGACCCAUUAUCAUCUGAAGCUUAAUUUUCAACUUAGCGUCAUAGAUCAUGACUACAACAAAGGGUGAUCUCAUAGAUGUACAAAUGUACUUAGUAUUACUGAUGAACAUGAUGAUUAGGGGAGGAGCAGUUGCUAUAGGAGUCUAGGAGAUGAAGAUGCAGAGCAUUCAGCUCUUUCAUAUGUCUUUUGUAGAUAUUGGGAAGGUUUCAUCACUCAUGGUCAUGGAUUCAGCACUUGCAUGUUCAUUAAUCCAAUUCCUUAUACUAGUUACAUUCUCCUCUAUGCUACUGCUACCAACAACCUUGGCCAGUGAAUUCUCAAUCAAGGAAGCAACUGUGCAAGAUCUUCAACUAGCUUUCCAAAGAAACCAAUUAACAUCAAGACAACUUGUUGAGUUUUACCUCAACCAAAUCAAAAUACAAAACCCAGUUCUAAAAGGAGUCUUGGAGGUGAAUCCAGAUGCAUUAGCACAAGCAGAUAAAGCUGACCAAGAGAGAAGGGAAAAAACACCAAGUUCUCUUUCAAGGUUGCAUGGAAUACCUAUUUUGGUUAAGGAUAACACUGCAACUAAGGAUAGAUUGAACACUACUGCUGGCUCUUUUGCACUUCUUGGCUCAGUCGUGCCAAGAGAUGCAGGUGUGGUUACCAAGUUAAGGAAAGCUGGUGCUAUCAUAUUAGGGAAGGCCACUUUGAGUGAGUGGUCACAUUACAGGUCUAGUAAAGUUCCUGGUGGUUGGAAUGCUAGAGGUGGACAAGGAAAGAAUCCAUACACAUUGGAUGAUCCUUGUGGUUCAAGUAGUGGAUCGGCAAUAUCAGUAGCAGCAAAUCUGGUUACUGUGUCACUUGGUACUGAAACCGAUGGCUCCAUUUUAUGCCCUUCAGGCCUUAACUCUGUGGUGGGCCUUAAACCAACAGUUGGUCUCACUAGUAGAGCAGGUGUAGUUCCAAUUAGCCCAAGGCAAGACACAGUUGGGCCAAUUUGUAGGACUGUAUCAGAUGCUGCUUGUGUUCUUGAAACCAUAGCAGGCAUCGACACUUUUGAUAAGGCAACAGUUGAAGCAUCAAAGUAUAUCCCAAAAGGUGGCUAUGCUCAAUUUCUAAAGAAAGACGGACUAAGAGGAAAGAGAUUAGGAGUAGUGAGAUACUACUACGAGUUUGGAAAUGACACUUUUAUGCAUGAAACUUUCAACUUACACCUAAAAACGUUAAGGCAAAGAGGUGCAGUUUUGGUUGACAAUUUGAAGAUUGAUAACAUUGAUGAAAUUCUCAGUGCUCCAAGUGAAUCUAUUGCUUUGAACUUUGAAUUCAAAUUAUCAUUGAAUGAAUACCUGAAAGAUUUAGUAGCUUCACCGGUGAACAGUUUGGCAGAUGUGAUAGCCUUCAAUGAGAAACACCCAAAAUUGGAGAAAAUGGAGUAUGGCCAAGAUGUAUUGGUGCAAGCUGAAAAGACAAACGGUUUUGGGAAAGCAGAAAAAGAAGCAUUAUUGAAUAUGUCAAGAUGGUCAGAAAAUGGGUUUGAGAAACUGAUGAAAAUAAAUAAACUUGAUGCUGUAAUGACACCUUUUUGGUCCUUUAGCCACAUACUGGCUAUUGGAGGUUAUCCUGGAGUGAGUGUUCCAGCAGGAUAUGAAAAGGGUGUACCAUUUGGAAUUUGUUUUGGUGGUUUGAAAGGGUCAGAGCCAAAGUUGAUUGAAAUUGCUUAUUCAUUCGAGCAAGCAACUUUGAUCAGAAAGCCACCUCCCCUUAGGAAGUUGGAAAUUACAAAUAAGAUGGCUUCAACACAAAUUAUUUGAGCAUUAAUCUUGAGCAUUAAUGGCUUCAACACAAAUAAGUUGGAAAUUGCUUAUCCUGGAGUGAAUUUUCUUGCUCAAAUACUGGCUUUCUAAUGGGAGGUGGCUUUUUGAUCAUCUCCAUGUUGAGAAGUUCACCAAGUAAAAUGGCUUCAACACAAAUUAUUUCCCUUGACAGAUUUGUUAUUUCUAACAACUUGAUGUAGUAAAACAGUUCCUACUACAUUAUUCACAGUGAUCAAAUCAUUAGUUUUAGUCCUUCACUUAA